This is a messenger RNA of Coregonus sp. 'balchen', 11906 nucleotides long. The record is from the annotation of a GenBank genome assembly. Lineage: Eukaryota; Metazoa; Chordata; Actinopteri; Salmoniformes; Salmonidae.
AUGGCGGAUUCUGGCACCGAGAUAGUCGGAGGAGAUCUCCUGAGCGUUGUCAAAGAUGACUGCUCUCUGACAGAGGCCAUUUCUGAAGAGGGCGGCCUUACACCAGGGUCCUCUGUGGCUAAAGAAAGCCACAAAGCAGAGCCCUUGGACCAUGAAGAUUCCACCAAAGUCCCAUCAGUCAAGACCCCAAUUAUGGAAGCAGAAGGUUCUGACAAACACAGGAAAACCGCACUCACACCAACCGCCACGUGUACCGCCAUGUCUGAAAACAGCACAACAGAAGACGCUCAAUCCACCCCGCAGAGCCAAACUCUGACAGAAGGGAACGGGGAGAGCUCAGAGGCCACGUUUGGAAGGUCGGACGAGCAUAGCCAGUCUGCUACCACCGACUCUGCCUCCUUCUCCAUCCCCAGCCUGGAGUUCACCGAGGGUAACACAGGGAAUGACGAGCCAUUGUCAUCCUACUCUGCCCUGGGCAUCGAGGGCCGCUCCCCCUCUGCUGACGUCCCCUGCCUGGCCGAUGACGUCCUGGCUGACGCUGCUGCAGCCGCAGGCACGGGAGGAGCCACCGCCGCCCCGGACCCAGAGCCCAUGAUGCCGGCCUACUACUUUGUGAAAUGGAUCACCUGGAAGGAGAAGAAGACACCAAUCAUCACACAGAGUGAGAACGGGCCCUGUCCCCUGCUGGCCAUCAUGAACACCCUGUUUCUACGCUGGAAGGUAAUGUCGGACUGUAGAAACCGCUAUAUGGGACUAAUGGGGUCCAUGACUAUGCAUCUCAAUUGUCUUAAGUGGCUUUAGGCCUACUUCAUCUGCACUGAUCUCAAAACAUAUGAUAUGGUAAAGCACCAUAUUGUAGGACUAUUGGGGGAUUUUGAAUUCACUGGUCUAUUUUUUCAGAUCAGUGCAGAUCAAUGGAAGGAGCCAAAGAGAGGAUGCCACUUUAGACUAUUGAGAUGCACUUUUACUAUUGAGGGACUUCAUUGGCCUUCUUAAGGUGACUGAGAGUAAGGGUGAGGAUGACACACUCUGAGGAUGACAUCAGAGGUGUGUAUGCAGGCCAGAAUUAGUGACAUGACACAGGCGGGAGGGACGUUUCUAGAGGCCUUCUGAAUCCUAUAAUCUGUUUGUACCAUUAACAUCUUUCAAAAUUGAGCAACACAGAAUUUAUGUUCACAAAUGGCAGGAUGUCAGCUUCAGAGAAUCUAUUGUUUAAUGAACAUGGGUCAAGAAAAGUACUUACGAAUUAAAAUCUUGUGUGAUUUGUCCUCAGGCCAAGCUACCCGCCCAGACAGAAGUAAUCACCACAGAGGACCUGAUGGCUCACCUUGGUAAGAAACGAGGAAGUUAUUAACUGCACUUCCAUACAGACUUUGUUACACUGAAGUUAUUGCUUUGUAACUUCCAGUAAACAACACAUUUCAUACAUUACAUUGAGGUUGUCACGACACAUAUGAAAAUGCAACCAAUGCAUGAAAAUAUGAGUAACUAAAGAGACUGCAUAUUAUCAGGCUGUAAAUGAAAGAUCAUCACUGGCCCUAUGCUCCAGGAGCCAAGGGCUUAAGUCAUUGAAAGAUCUAGCAGAUUGGAAAAGCAGUCAACUCUGACCAUUACCAUGGAGAAAUACAGUGUAUUCAGAAAGUAUUCACACCCCUUGACUUUUUCCAUUUUUUUGUUUUACAGCCUGAAUUUUAAAAAUGGAUUCAAUUUAGAUUUACUGGCCUACACACACAAUACCCCAUAACGUCAAAGUGGAAUUAUGUUUUAAGAAAUGUUUACAAAUGAAUUAAAAGUGAAAAGCUGAAAUGUCUUGAGUCAAUAAGUAUUCAACCCCUUUGUUAUGGCAAGCCUAAAUAAGUUCAGGAGUAAAAAUAUGCUUAACAAGUCACCUUUCAGCAGGACAAUAACCUAAAACACAAGGACAAAUAUACACAGGAGUUGCUUACCAAGACGACAUUAAAUGUUCUUGAGUGGCCUAGUUACCGUUUUGACUUAAAUCGGCUUGAAAAUCUAUGGCAAGACUUGAACAUGGCUGUCUAGCAAUGCUCAACAACCAACUUGACAGAGUUCAAAUAAUUGUUUAAAGAAUACUGUGCAAAUGUUGUACAAUCCAGGUGUGCAAAGCUCUUAGAGGCUUACCCAGAAAGACUCACAGCUGUAAUCGCUGCCAAAGGUAAAUCUAACAUGUAUUGACUCAGGGGUGUGAAUACUGAUGUAAAUUAGAUAUUUCAUUUUCAAUAAAUUUGCUAGAAUUUCUAAAAACAUGUUUUCACUUUCUCAUUAUAGGGUAUUGUGUGUAGAUGGGUGUAACACAACAAAAUGUUGAAUACGUCAAGGGGUAUGAAUACUUUCUGAAGGCACUUUAUAUUAUAACACGCAUUUCUGUUUGGUCACUCGCUGUCUGAGAACCACAUUACCCAUUGUUUUUAUACUCCCGCAAUUAGUAUUUCUGUUGUUUCUGCCACAGGAGAGUGUGUAUUGUCCAUCAAACCCAGGGAGAAGGCUGAGGGAAUGGAGCUCAACUUUCAGCAGGUAAACUCACCUCUGUAUUUAACACACAAACAGACGUCUGUCCACUUGGCUUAUUUAUGACACUCUGCCUGUGUUGUCUGAACAUUUUUCGGAGCUGUGCGCAUGUGUGUGCGCAUUUGUGUUUGGACGUGUACGUCUGCAGGUGCAUGUCUGUCUGUGUCUAUCUCACAGGAGGUUGGUGGCACCUUAAUUGGGGAGGAUGGGCUCGUGGUAAUGGCUGGAGCGGAAUAAGUUAAAUGUUAUCAAAUACAUAAAACAAAUGGUUUCCGUGUGUUUGACGCCAUUCCAUUUGCUCCGUUCCGGCCAUUAAUAUGAACCGUCCUCCCCUCAGCAGCCGCCACUGGUCUAUCUUUUUGUAGCUGUGUGCACAUAAUUGUGUGUGUGUUUGGUUGGGUGUAAGGUACAGUGACACAUUUGUAAGGGGAAGUGGAGUCCACUGCAGAGGCAGAAGCCACGCAGGGAGCUGUUCUUACAGUAAAUGCAGCGCUGUCAUCAGUGCUAAGCCACAACAGCUGCCACUAGAGUAAGAUAAUAAUGAGCUUAGGGAACAACAAGGAUCAACAAAUACUGGACUGUAUCAACAUGUACAGGAAGGUGUAAGCCUCAAAAACAAAUAGGUGGCAAGGUAGGACUUGUGUGGAUGCAGCCAAUUCACUUAAUAGUCAUUAGCAGCUCUUUAAUACAAAGUGACUUACAGUCAACCCAUCUAUUCAGUAUGUGUGGCAUGCAGGAUGUUGUAAGCACCAUGAUCCAACCACCUGGCUCUGACACUUGAAAGCUCAGUUACAUGUGUUGUUCAGAGCUGUGGUUGUGUUCCACAAUCUGGUUCCUUUAGAGCUGACCCCAAUUAUUCAACUGGUCGAUUGUUUGGUCGAUAGGCUGUUGGUCGACAUUUUUUGUAUUUUUUUGUCGAGCAGUAGCAAAUAUAUAUAUAUUUUUUAUGGGACACGAGACACCGGUCUUAUUCGCGCCCAUCUCUGAACCUAAUCCAUUGUGGAGUCCGAGACUAAUCCAUUGUGGAGGCCGCGGGGAUGGCACAGUCCAAGAAGGGGAGUGUGGCUGCACAAUGCACGUCUCUCUCCAGAAUGCGCUCCCUCCCACCAAUUUGUGCACAUUCAUUGUUUCAUAACUUCAUUGUGUGAAUUGUUUGCGUUUGAUUGUUAGUGUCUAUCAAUUCCCCAUUACAUAGGCUAUAUCACCAGUAGUAUAUUUACCAAUAAUUCCUAUCAUUUCUAGUCUACAAUAUGUGUUUGGUUACGGUAAAGUCUGUUAAUGCAUUCGAUAUAUUAUUAUUCCAAUCUUUUACCGUUCUCAUUGUCGGAGUGGACACGUUGUUUGCUGAGCGCACAACCUAUGCUACACUUGUGAGAAACAAGUUUUGUUUUAUUUCAUUCCAUUUACGAGUUUUGUCAAUUUAGUCAUUGUCUUUUGUUUGGAGCUCACCUGUCAAUGUUGAGUAAGGACACGCACCUGAUUACGCAUAGAAGUAGUAGUAUAUGCUACCUGGCCUGCUCGCAGAUGUAGGCAUAUAAAUGUGCCCAUUUGGGGAUCUGAUAGUAUUUCUGAUUGGCUUAAUACACUACCACUAAUGAGCUGUGGAGUUUCUCAAAGUAAUGUUUUCUUCACAUUUACAUUACAUUUACAUUUACGUCAUUUAGCAGACGCUCUUAUCCAGAGCGACUUACAAAUUGGAUCUUCACCUCAAACAGCAAGCGAACAAAGUCUGUUUUUACAUCCAUUGAGAAUGACAAUAAUUCCUCAAUGUACACUGCUCAAAAAAAUAAAGGGAACACUUAAACAACAAGUCCAAGUCAAUCACACUUCUGUGAAAUCAAACUGUCCACUUAGGAAGCAACACUGAUUGACAAUAAAUGUCACAUGCUGUUGUGCAAAUGGAAUAGACAACAGGUGGAAAUUAUAGGCAAUUAGCAAGACACCCCCAAUAAAGGACUGGUUUUGCAGGUGGUGACCACAGACCACUUCUCAGUUCCUAUGCUUCCUGGCUGAUGCUUUGGUCACUUUUGAAUGCUGGCGGUGCUUUCACUCUAGUGGUAGCAUGAGACGGAGUCUACAACCCACACAAGUGGCUCAGGUAGUGCAGCUCAUCCAGGAUGGCACAUCAAUGCGAGCUGUGGCAAGAAGGUUUGCUGUGUCUGUCAGCGUAGUGUCCAGAGCAUGGAGGCGCUACCAGGAGACAGGCCAGUACAUCAGGAGACGUGGAGGAGGCCGUAGGAGGGCAACAACCCAGCAACAGGACUGCUACCUCCGCCUUUGUGCAAGGAGGAGCAGGAGGAGCACUGCCAGAGCCCUGCAAAAUGACCUCCAGCAGGCCACAAAUGUGCAUGUGUCUGCUCAAACGGUCAGAAACAGACUCCAUGAGGGUGGUAUGAGGGCCCGUAGUCCACAGGUGGGGGUUGUGCUUACAGCCCAACACCGUGCAGGACGUUUGGCAUUUACCAGAGAACACCAAGAUUGGCAAAUUCGCCACUGGCGCCCUGUGCUCUUCACAGAUGAAAGCAGGUUCACACUGAGCACGUGACAGACGUGACAGAGUCUGGAGACGCCGUGGAGAACGUUCUGCUGCCUGCAACAUCCUCCAGCAUGACCGGUUUGGCGGUGGGUCAGUCAUGGUGUGGGGUGGCAUUUCUUUGGGGGGCCGCACAGCCCUCCAUGUAGCCUGACUGCCAUUAGGUACCGAGAUGAGAUCCUCAGACCCCUUGUGAGACCAUAUGCUGGUGCGGUUGGCCCUGGGUUCCUCCUAAUGCAAGACAAUGCUAGACCUCAUGUGGCUGGAGUGUGUCAGCAGUUCCUGCAAGAGGAAGGCAUUGAUGCUAUGGACUGGCCCGCCCGUUCCGCAGACCUGAAUCCAAUUGAGCACAUCUGGGACAUCAUGUCUCGCUCCAUCCACCAACGCCACGUUGCACCACAGACUGUCCAGGAGUUGGCGGAUGCUUUAGUCCAGGUCUGGGAGGAGAUCCCUCAGGAGACCAUCCGCCACCUCAUCAGGAGCAUGCCCAGGCGUUGUAGGGAGGUCAUACAGGCACGUGGAGGCCACACACACUACUGAGCCUCAUUUUGACUUGUUUUAAGGACAUUACAUCAAAGUUGGAUCAGCCUGUAGUGUGGUUUUCCACUUUAAUUUUGAGGGUGACUCCAAAUCCAGACCUCCAUGGGUUGAUACAUUUGAUUUCCAUUGAUAAUUUUUGUGUGAUUUUGUUGUCAGCACAUUCAACUAUGUAAAGAAAAAAGUAUUUAAUAAGAUUAUUUCAUUCAUUCAGAUCUAGGAUGUGUUAUUUUAGUGUUCCCUUUAUUUUUUUGAGCAGUGUAUUUUAAAAGUCUUUCCAGCUCUCUCCCUUUCGAUAACCACUCAGCGUGAAAGGGAAAACUGUCAUGCUCUGAUCCAGUGGAAACGUCAUAAAAUAGGCCUACCUGAUUACUUCUUAUCACUUGCGCAAAUAGCCUACAGCUGUGUCUGUCCGAGCUCACUUGUGCAGGAAACUGAGGGCCCAGAAUAUUUAUACAAUGUUGCAAGGAGCUUUAAGCUAAUAGUUGAUACAAUGUUUCAAGUUCAUUGCAGACAGGCCAUGCAUUUUUUUAUCAGGAUAUUUUCUACCUGCAGGCUGCAAUGUUUUUAUUUGUUUGCUUUAUAGGCUAUUUUUACAUAGCCUAGUGGGCAGUAGAAGUUACUUUUUAGGUUUGUAUCAUUUUCAUUUAGAUUUGGAUCGAAUUUGAUUAACCACAUGACAAUGAUUUUGAUAUACGGAGACGUUAUUAUAAAUGAAAUGAAAAUGUUCCAUGAAAAUGUGCAUAUGAAAACCAUAACUGGCACGCAGAUCGGUAGAAAUGGUAAGAUAAAUUGGCAUUCCACCUGAGAAAGUUUGCUGACUCCUCGUGUAGCCUAUUACCGGAAACUUUAGAAGAGGAAUAGCAGAAUCUGAGAAAGGAGGAGGGUGGUCAGGACAGGUUAAGGUUUUUUUCUUCGGGUUAUCUUGAUCUCUGGCACCCUGUUGAGUAAUUUGUGUCAUAUUUCAUAAAACAGUGAGCUUAAAGCAUCAGACAAGCUCAAUGCAUAUAGUUGAUUUUAUUAAACAAAUAGGGUGUGUAUACAGUGUAUAUAUAUAUAGAAAAAUACACAUUUUAACAUUUCGACCAAUUGAUUGGUCGAAAGAACAGACUACUUCCGGUUGACCAAGAUGUAUUUUUAGUAGGGGACAGACCUAGGUUCAUUCAUUGCUAAACUCAGAGGAUUCUAGUUCACUCAAACACCAUAUUGUAGGAGUCGACAGUGACAAAGAAAUGAUAGGCAAAACAGAUGUGGACAGAUAUGAUUGAGAGUGCAGGUCUCUUGGAAACCCUUGUGAACUUUGUACUACAAAAUUAACCUGCAUAUCCACUUAGCCUUAUCGUACAGCAUUCUCAUUCCCAUACCAUACAUGCCACUGGAACUGAGGUGUAAACCAUAUGAGACAAUUAUUUAGGAACAGCUGAUACUGGACUUCUGUGCAACCAACUCUACAUUUUAUGCAAGUACGAUUCAAUUCCUUCUCAACUCAAAAUAUGAAUUCAAAAUACUCGUAGAAAAUGGUCUGAUCUUCAAUUCUAGAAGUUAAUCUCCCUUCAGUCUCUAGAUCAACUGUAAUCUAAACAGAAGUAACCCCCAACCCUGGUUUCCAACAUCUGUAGUUUUCUAAUAUAUAGUAAAAAAGAAUAAUCUUUGAAUCCGCAGAACAUGAGCGAUGCCAUGGCAGUUCUACCAAAGCUGUCCACGGGCCUUGAUGUCAACGUGCGCUUCACGGGCGUAUCAGACUUUGAGUACACACCAGAGUGUAUCGCCUUUGACCUGCUGGACAUCCCACUCUACCAUGGCUGGCUGGUGGACCCUCAGGUAAGCCACAUUGUAGAACAUGUGAAGGUAAAAGCCCUCCUUUCACAAUUAAUGCACCAAAUCCCAUGUUUUGAGCUUCAGUUUAAACCUAUUUUCUUUCUCCAGAGCCCUGAGAUGGUGGCAGCGGUGGGAAAGCUAAGCUACAACCAGCUGGUAGAGAAAAUCAUCGACUACAAGCAUUCGGCCGACAGCAGUCUAGUCAGUGAAGGUACAAAUCCUCACUUGGCAUACAUUUGAGUUGUCACUAACCCUUGUCCUGAUGGGCAACAGGUGGUGCAGACUUAUGUUCAAGCCCAGGUCUAAUACACUGGUUUUAUUGAUGAGGGUCUUGAUGGGAAGUUAAUCAUUUAAUCCCAAUUGCAUUCUGUACUCUCUCUCCCCCUCUCAUUCUCACAAGCAUACAUGUUCCCUUGGCCGUUUCCUCUGUAAUACAAUCAUGGACACUCUUACUGACAGUUGUCUCUACCUUCUUGCCUUUGUGCUGUUGUCUGUUCCCAAUAAUGUUUGUAUCAUGUUUUGUGCUGCUACCAUGUUGUGUUGCUACCAUGUUGUUGUCAUGUGGUGUUGCUACCAUGCUGUGUUGUUGUCUUAGGUCUCUCUUUAUGUAGUGUUGUGGUGUCUCUCUUGUCGUGAUGUGUGUUUUGUCCUAUAUUUAUAUUUUUAAUCCCAGCCCCCGUCCCCACAGGAAGCCUUUUGCCUUUUGGUAGGCCGUCAUUGUAAAUAACAAUUUGUUCUUAACUGACUUGCCUAGUUAAAUAAAUAAAAUAAAAUUCCCCUUACUCUCUUAUGCUGAUACUUCUCCGUCUCAGGUUUGGUGGCAGAGCAGUUUCUGGAGUCCACAGCGACCCAGCUGUCGUAUCAUGGACUUUGUGAACUCAACACUACUGUCAAGGAGGGCGAGCUGUCCGUAUUCUUCAGAAACAACCACUUUAGCACUAUGAUAAAGCACAAGGUGCGUGUGUGUGUGUUAAAGGAAUUUACCAAGGGCUCAAUCUAUAGGGUGCAACAUACAGAACAUUGCAGAUAGAAAUGUAAUAUAUAGAACAGACUGUAUUCUACUUGACAAAGAGAUAUGUAGCAUGUUCUGUAAUGUUCUUUCCUCAAGCGACCUGGAGUAGCACAACAUUCUCUAAAACGCUGCUCACCUCCCCUCAGUGACUGCCUUCUAACCUUUGACCUUGUGACCCCACAGGGCCACCUGUACCUGCUGGUGACAGACCAGGGCUUCCUGCAGGAGGAGGGGCUGGUGUGGGAGAGCCUGCACAACGUGGAGGGCGACGGCAACUUCUGCGGCUCAGACUUCCGACUGUGCCACCCACCCCAGAGGAGCGUCCUCGUGACACAGCCCGACGACCUCACGCCCCAGCAGCAGCAGAGACAGAUCGACCAGGUCAGUGACCCCCACUCCACCACACACCGCCACCGUUUUCAGUUUGAGAUGCACCCAGUUGAGAUGCACCCAGAGGCAGUGGGCAGUAUCUAAUGCGCCGCCGAGACAAUCUCCAUAUCUUAUGCUGCAGCUAGAUACUUAAAUGUUUUUUAUGGGUAGAACUGCCACGCUGUCUGUGUCUAACGUGAUCCUAACUUGAGAUCUGUAUGUACUGUAAAUCAUGCAUUGACGUUAAGGAUUUCAGACUCUAUGCACAUUUCCAUGACUACAGUCGUGGUCAAAAGUUUUGAGAAUGACACAAAUAUAAAUUUUCACAAAGUCUGCUGCCUGGCAAUUUGCAUAUACUCCAGAAUGUUAUGAAGAGUGAUCAGAUGAAUUGCAAAGUCCCUCUUUGCCAUGAAAAUUAACUUCAUCCCCAAAAAACAUUUCCACUGCAUUUCAGCUCUGCCACAAAAGGACCAGCUGACAUCAUGUCAGUGAUUCUCUCGUUAACACAGGUGAGAGUGUUGACGAGGACAAGGCUGGAGAUCACUCUGUCUGGACUGGAAGCUUUAAAAGGAGGGUGGUGCUUGAAAUCAUUGUUCUUCCUUUGUUAACCAUGGUGUGCCGUCAUCAUUGCUUUGCACAAAAAGGGCUUCACAGGCAAGGAUAUUGCUGCUAGUAAGAUUGCACCUAAAUCAACCAUUUAUCGGAUCAUCAGGAACUUCAAGGAGAGAGGUUCAAUUGUUGUGAAGAAGGCCAGGACCGUCUCCUAAAGUUGAUUCAGCUGCGGGAUCGGGGCACCACCAGUGCAGAGCUUUCUCAGUAAUGGCAGCAGGCAGGUGUGAGUGCAUCUGCACGCACAGUGAGGCAAAGACUUUUGGAGGAUGGCCUGGUGUCAAGAAGGGCAGCGAGGAAGCCACUUCUCUCCAGGAAAAACAUUACAUUUACAUUUUAGUCAUUUAGCAGACGCUCUUAUCCAGAGCGACUUACAGUUAGUGAAUACAUAUUAUUUUUGUAUACUGGCCCCCCGUGGGAAUCGAACCCACAACCCUGGCGUUGGAAACGCCAUGCUCUAUCAACUGAGCUACAUCCCUGCCGGCCAUUCCCUCCCCUACCCUGGACGACGCUGGGCCAAUUGUGCGCCGCCCCAUGGAUCUCCCGGUCGCGGCCGGCUACGACAGAGCCUGGAUUCAAACCAGGAUAUCUAGUGGCACAGCUAGCACUGCGAUGCAGUGCCUUAGACCACUGCGCCACUCGGGAGAUAUUCUGAUAUUCUGCAAAAGGUACAGGGAUUGGACUGCUGAGGACUGGGGUAAAGUAAUUUUCUCUGAUGAAUCCCCUUUCCGAUUGUUUGGGGCAUCCGGAAAAAAGCUUGUCCGGAGAAGACAAGCGGAGCGCUACCAUCAGUCCUGUGUCAUGCCAACAGUAAAGCAUCCUGAGACCAUUCAUGUGUGGGAUUGCUUCUCAGCCAAGGAGUGGGCUCACUCACAAUUUUGCCUAAGAACACUGCCAUGAAUAAAGAAUGGUACCAACACAUCCUCCGAGAGCAACUUCUCCCAACCAUCCAAGAACAGUUUGGUGACGAACAAUGCCUUUUCCAGCAUGAUGGAGCACCUUGCCAUAAGGCAAAAGUGAUAAUUAAGUGGCUCGGGGAACAAAACAUCAACAUUUUGGGUCCAUGGCCAGGAAACUCCCCAGACCUUAAUCCCAUUGAGAACUUGUGGUCAAUCCUCAAGAGGUGGGUGGACAAACAAAAACCCACAAACUCCAAGCAUUGAUUAUGCAAGAAUGGGCUGCCAUCAGUCAGGAUGUGGCCCAGAAGUUAAUUGACAGCAUGCCAGGGCGGAUUGCAGAGGUCUUGAAAAAAAGCCUUUGACACUUAUGGAAUGCUUGUAAUUAUACUUCAGUAUACCAUAGUAACAUCUUGACAAAAAUAUCUAAAAACACUGAAGCAGCAAACUUUGUGAAGACCAAUACUUGUGUCAUUCUCAAAACGUUUGACCACGACUGUACACAUUCACUCACCCCGUGGUGUAUGCUUGGUUGCCAGGACUACCUGGUGGCCAUGUCUCUGCAGCAGCAGCAGGGGGCGGCCCCGGGGCCCCUCAGUGACCUGGACCUGGCCAGACGGCUGCAGGAGGAGGAGUACCAGCAGCAGCAACAACAACAACAACAAGGUCCCUCCCAGGCCCCAGCACAGCAGGUAACCAACCACACUAUCAAGACUUUUACUAGAAGGAAAGAUAGUGCCCUCUCUAGGCUUUAAUUCAAUACUUCAACAGUGCUAGAGGCGUCACUACAGACCCUGGUUCGAUUCCAGGCUGUAUCACAAUCCGGCCUUGAUUGGGAGUCCCAUAGGGCGGCGCACAAUUGGCCCAGCGUCGGCCGGGGUAGGCCAUCAUUGUAAAUAAGAAUUUGUUCUUAACUGACUUGCCUAGUUAAAUAAAAUAAAUUAAAGAUAAACACAAUACAACAGUAUAGAGUCGAGGGGGAACUGCAGUGGGGACGCAAAUAAAAAAAAUAUUAUAUUUUUGUUAGGAACAGAAAAUGAAGUGUACAGAUUAUUGUAUUGCACAACAUACAACGUUUUUGAGAAAGAUUUGAAAAAUGCAAUUUUUAUUGAGUAUAUGUAUUUAUUUGUUUCUUUUAAUUUGGAUAAGAGAUGAAAAUGUAAUGAAUUUAAGGUUAUUUGUUAAUGUAAAAAUCUACAUUUACUGAUUUUUAAGAUUGUCAUUAGAUGUGGGGUCGCAAGAAAGUCUUGCAAAAAAAAUGGGGUCCCCUCUGAAAAUGUUUGACUGCUGGUAUAGACAAUUGGUAAAGAAAUAGUGCCCCCUUGUGCUUUUUCCAUCACACUACAAUUUAUUUGAGCAGAAAAUGUGGAGGACUCAUUGCAUUCUCUCACCACAGUGCAGUGUUGUACUUUUCUGGUACUAGGUUAAAAGACAACUUUCUGUUAUCUUUGAUUCAUAUAUUCUGAAAAAGUCCCCUUGAUCAUCACAAACGUCCUACAUAGAAGCUUGUCCAUUUACUGUAUGUUUGUUUUGCUUCCAGGGGAGAGGUCAAGCGGCGGCCCAGCCGGGAGGUCCGAGGAGACGGGAGAAAAAGGAUGAUUCGGAC